Mustela erminea (ermine) is the source of this 6769-nucleotide messenger RNA. RefSeq names its product phospholipase D family member 5 (gene PLD5). The coding region runs from base 386 to 2128 and encodes 580 amino acids. The transcript is spliced from 10 exons. Gene Ontology annotation, molecular function: catalytic activity. Lineage: Eukaryota; Metazoa; Chordata; Mammalia; Carnivora; Mustelidae. The record is from RefSeq and is a predicted model, not a curated record.
AGGAUAAAGCUCUGCUUCAUGGACUCCUUUGAUGCGCCAAGAACUUUGCUUCCCGCCUGUUUGGAUCGGACAGCGCGACAGUGGACGGUGUAGCCUGGGCUUAGGUCCUGGGUUUGGUCCUGGGCGCACUUUGCAGACUCCGGCCCGUUACAGGGCGGUCGCGACCCUAAUGUCCCCCGGGGCUCGCCGGUGUGGCCUCUCCCUCUCCUCUCUGAUGGAUGGGAAGAGGGGCGGCUCUGCUCAGCUCGGAGGUGUGCGGAAGCUGGCAGACUGCCUGCGUUCCCUGGGGUCAGCUUGAGCUCCCGCUAUAAUUUCAUCCCAGAAAGCCACACGCCCCAUCAGAGAGGGAGGGGGAGGGAGGCAGGGAGGAGGGGAGGGAGAUCUAAUGGAACGUAGCAGCCUUUGGUAUUUGCUUAAAAUGCUAAACAAGAGACCCGGGUCUUUAAGAGCAGGUUCUCAGGGAAAUUCUGGAAUUGCAAGCUGCAGCCCUUUCUCCCUGCGCUGGGUUUGGCUGUUUUCCAAAGCAUCGAGGCCAGCGAUUGAGGGACUGAAAUAUAAUCAGUGGUGGCACAUUUGCACCACACGAAACAUUCUCUGCCUUCAAAGCCUCCAGUGGCUGUGGGACCGGCUCACCGGCAACAGCUCUUGCCUGCUGGCCUCUGCAGGGAGGGAAGAUUGGAUCACAAUGUCCCAGCAGAAGUGUAUCGUGAUCUUCGCCCUGGUGUGCUGCUUUGCCAUUCUCGUGGCGUUGAUAUUUUCUGCCGUGGACAUCAUGGGAGAGGACGAGGAUGGGCUCUCAGAAAAAAAUUGUCAAAAUAAAUGUCGAAUUGCCCUGGUGGAAAAUAUUCCUGAAGGCCUUAACUAUUCAGAAAAUGCACCAUUUCACUUAUCACUUUUCCAAGGCUGGAUGAACUUACUCAACAUGGCCCAAAAGUCUGUUGACAUAGUGUCUUCCCAUUGGGAUCUCAACCACAGUCAUCCAUCAGCAUGUCAGGGUCAACGUCUUUUUGAAAAGUUGCUCCAACUGACUUCACAAAAUAUUGAAAUCAAGCUAGUGAGUGAUGUGACCGCCGACUCAAAGGUAUUAGAAGCCUUGAGAUCAAAGGGCGCAGAGGUGACCUACAUGAACAUGACGGCCUACAACAAGGGCCGGCUCCAGUCCUCCUUCUGGAUCGUGGACAAGCAACAUGUCUACAUCGGCAGCGCUGGCUUGGACUGGCAAUCGCUGGGACAGAUGAAAGAGCUCGGGGUCAUCUUCUACAACUGCAGCUGCCUAGUCCUGGACUUACAGAGGAUAUUCGCUCUGUAUAGCUCAUUAAAGUUCAAGAACAGAGUGCCUCAGACCUGGUCCAAGAGGCUCUAUGGCGUCUACGACAACGAGAAGAAGUUGCAGCUUCAGUUGAACGAAACCAAAUCUCAAGCCUUUGUGUCGAAUUCUCCCAAGCUCUUCUGCCCCAAGAACAGAAGCUUCGACAUCGAUGCCAUCUACAGCGUGAUUGACGACGCCAAGCAGUACGUCUACAUCGCAGUCACAGACUACCUGCCCAUCUCCAGCACCAGCACCAAAAGGACUUACUGGCCAGACUUGGAUGGGAAAAUAAGAGAAGCAUUAGUUUUGCGAAGCGUUAAAGUUCGACUCCUUAUAAGCUUCUGGAAGGAAACUGACCCCCUUACAUUUAACUUUAUUUCAUCUCUUAAAGCUAUUUGCACUGAAAUAGCCAACUGCAGUUUGAAAGUUAAAUUUUUCGAUCUGGAAAGAGAGAAUGUGUGUGCUACAAAAGAACAAAAGGAUCACACCUUUCCUAAAUUAAAUCGCAACAAGUACAUGGUGACGGACAGCGCAGCUUAUAUCGGCAAUUUUGACUGGGUGGGGAAUGACUUCACCCAGAACGCCGGCACAGGCCUCGUUAUCAACCAGGCGGACGUGAGGAACAACAGGAGCAUCAUCAAGCAGCUGAAGGAUGUGUUUGAGCGGGACUGGUACUCGCCCUACGCCAGGACCCUGCAGCCGACCAAGCAGCCGAACUGCUCCGGCCUGUCCAGGCUCAGAGCCCCCACCAACAAAACUGCCACGUACCCCCUCAGCGCGAAGGACCCCGCCAGCGUAUCCCGUGAAGGAACAAACUGACAGGACAGCUUGUCUUUCCUAUUUAUAUAGAGAGGACUUGAGGAAAGUUUAAAAAAACAAAAACAAAAAACCCCACACAAUUUAAUAUGUCUUUUUUAGGGAAAAAGCACACUUCCACAAAAAUAUUCUCCGCACGCCAUGUAAUAUCUUAUCUAACAGUAUCUUAGCGGCGUGUACACGAAGUUUAGGACUUUUGUAUUUGUUACUCCUGACAGAGAAUGUCAUUUCAGCUUGGAAGUUAGUUUUUACGUUUGCAUACCGAUUUUAAGACACUGAUGCCUCUUCCUUCCUAGUUUUAGACCUUUUUCUGCCGACCCAACUGGUCGGUCCUUUCAAAGCUUAGCAUGAGGUAAGUGCUUUCACACCCUUCUGAGAUCUGCUUCUUAGAGAGGCGAGUGAGGCUUUCACCACAGCCAAGGGACUGAUCCAGCCAAGUACUUAGCCCGUAAACCAUCUCCAAGACCCAUGCAGUCGUCCGAGCGUGAGCGGCUCACAUCUCAUGCCAGCCUCCGCACGCUCGAAAACCACUCUUUGGCCUCUUUGUUCAUUUUCUUCAAAUACCGUACCUUUUACUUGGUACCAUUUUUUUCUCUUCUCAGAGAAUGUCCUUCUUAGCAUCAGCGUCCCUCUGUCCACCUCCACGCUAGUUCCAAGUAUGGCAACGUUUCUUGGAAAUGUAUGAAUUCCUCUGAAUGGAUACCAAGUGGAAAUAGCAGUCUUUAAUUUUCACCUUCCAACUGCAUUUUCCCCUCAAAUUAAGAGUUUAAAAACCACAGCCAGCAAUAGGUAUCUUUUCUCUCAAGCUCGGAAAAAUUAGGUAGCUACCUGCGAAAAUCCAGCAAGCGAUUAGGUCUGCAUUAUGAGAAUAAAGUAGUUUCUCACUGUUUUUUUUUUGUUGUUGUUAGCUUAAUGGUAUUAUACCAGCAAGAUCUCUAUGCAUCCGUGGAUUUUAAUUUCUUUAGAAUCAUUCAUUAUGCUGUUAAGGGUAUGCCAGCAAACCUUUAUAGAGCUAUUUAAUAUACCAAAUGCUUUUCAGAGAAAUGCAAUUUAAAUACUGUGCUUCACAUAUUUUACUAAGAAACAGAAAUAUUGGAUUAUUGUUCUAUAACGUCGUCGUGUGUUGCUGUUUUCUAUCUAUACAAUAUAUAGCCCUAUAUUAAUGGAGACCGUUGCCCCCCGUUGAGACAGGCAUGGCCUCUUUAGAGCCCAGAGCAGGUGACCACCAGGAUGCCAGUCUCAAGGUCGCUCCUAACCCCCGCGGACCUGGAACAGGGUCCUGAUCUCCUUGACCUUGGGUUUCUGUUGGUAACGUAGGGACGAUCAUACCUACCUCGCGUGUAGAUGUUGUCACGGUAGGAAAUAUUUAUAACUUGUUUUGAAAUCAAAAAGAACCUAUAUAAAUGCUAAGCAUUGUGCUGUAUAAUCUUUUCCUUGAACUAAUCUUUGUGGUACCCUGAGAUAAUCCAUACCGGGUUCUCGCAGAGAGCCUACAAGGGAAAACAAAUCCACAGCCUUCAGCUGUCGGUGUGGGUGUCCACAGGAACUCCGAAGCUGUGCUGGAGAUCAGGACUGUCAUCACUGUGAUGGGACAUUUUGUCAGGUCACUUUGUCAAGUAACAUCCAUACAAAAUGAGACAUUGUGUUAGGGAUCGUUCUUCAGGACCGGUAUAUAUGUGUGUUUUCAGAGCAAGGAAAGGCAAUCUCAAUUACUACCAUUUAUAUCUAGAGACUUGCUUUUCUAGAAGAAGUUCCAAGUCUCAUCCUGUGGGUUCCGUUGGUGCAGAAGGGCCGUUGUGGGUCCGCUGAUGGUCACGUAGCUUCUUUCUUUGUUGCUUCGAACAUAGGCCUUACUGGAUAUAUGACCCGUCAGUGAAGACAGCCAGGCAAGAUGGGGAGGUCCUUCAUGGAAGUCUUCACCAUUAGUGGCUAGGCCAUGAGACUCUAAAUAUUUACCAUAUCCCCAGUCCCUUUUGAGUAGGGAGACGGUCCUGCCAGCCAUCUCGCUAAAGUAAAGGUGGUUUUGGAAAUGAUUUUUAAAAGAAAGAAAACUAAAGAACAAGCAGAGCGGGCAUGGAGACAAGCAAACAUACCCAGUUCGGUCCUGGGCAGAGAAGAGCAGCCGGGGCUGGGUUCGACAGGGCAUCCGAGGGGGAGACGCUGUUGUCUCCUGGAGUGCGCGUCCGCUGAGGGACAAGCGUCGGCUUGGCAUAAGGGGGCCCCUUCCACUGUCCCUAGCUUUCCCAUGUGAUAGGAGAGAACUGAAUCCUUUAUAAAAUGACCGUCUUUGCCAUUUUGCACUGAGCCCAUUAGUAAGGAGGCACCAGGAACCGUGUCCUGGGACCUCGUGCCACCAGGGCCAGCAGCGGCAGAGCGCCCCCUGCCCUGUGGCCCAGAGGCCACCUCCUCAGCCAGGCCACUGACUUCAGGAGACAAAGCUGGCCUCCAGGCAGCUGGGAAAACAGCCCCUGCACAGAGUUUCAUAAAUGGGCCAGGUUUCUUGAGAGACUGUUUAAUUCAGCAGAACUUUCUUUUGCAUUUGGAUGUUUCAUGUACCCCUCUAGGAGUGGCCUUUCUCUCUUUCCAGCUCCAUGUCUGUGCUAAAUAGACGAGUAACUUCCAUCCCACACUGCCCCCCAAUGCCCCACCAAUGAUUUCCCAAGAAGGAAAGAAGGCAAAGCAAAAACACUUGAAUUCAAGACAAUCUGACGAUGCCCUUGCCAGAAAUUAGGAGCAAGAGGCUAACUGCUAACUUCCAUUGUUUUUCUACAUAAAUAUUCCAGGAGUUAAUUUCCCAAAGGGGAAUAUGAAAAGGAAUGCAAACACAGUUCAAGACCAUAGUUUAGAGUUCUGUGUCAUUUCCAUUAACCUGGUGCCUUAUUUAUUCUCAAUUCUUGAUUUUAAACGGUGAUUCACUCCACGAGAAUACUUCUGCUUCCCGUGGGGUCUGGUGAGGCCUUCCGACGGGCCUUCCGGGCAAAGUGCGUGAGUGUCGAUGGCUUUUCGGGCAGCCUGUUCCCCUCCCGAGCCUCACCGCACCGCACUGAGCACCCCCAGAAGUCACUGACACACAGGGUCAAACAUCCACACUGUUGGCCUCCUAUGCACUGCCACCGGCCACCACUGUAUCCGCUAAUUAAAUCACAGCUUAUCAAAUUGCCAGAGGGGAAGUGGAAUGUUCUGGAUGAUAUCUGUGCUUUGUGAAUGCCAUGCUUUGCAUAGUUGAAAAUGACAGAAGUGAGGUGCGGUGAAAAAUGUCCCCGCUGUCUUUAAAGGACUCGUCGAGAGAUGCUCAUGGACCUCGACGGUCUCGUGGAGCACAGCAUGAUAACUCGUGUCUCAAAGUCCCAGUAAAGAAAACGAGAGCUGCGGAAGCGGAGAACGGCCUGUCGUGUAGCUCUGGGCUCGCUCUUCUACCCGGAUGUCUCUGCUGUGGGUCCCCCCGCCGACCCGGUUCCUCGGGACGGUCUGAUCACAUCGUUGGCUGAUGUCGCCGUUUGCAAACUGUGUUUUGUGACUGCGGUCACUGGUCUGUCCAAAGUGCCUCGCGGAGCCUGGGACCGACAGAAGCUCACCUCCCACCAGCCUGAGGCUGUUCUCAAGUGGCUUUGACUCACUCUGAGCUUUCUGUUUGUUUUUAGAAGCUUUUAUGGAACUAAGUUCCAGGGGAACACAAAAUAAAGAGACUCUCAGAAUUUCUUGAUACGAUCAGACCCAGGGUCCGUCUGUCUCAGGAAUUCCAUCCCAGAAUCUGCCUUUUUUCCGUAUGUGUAAUCGCUUGUGUGUUUCUCUGUCCAGAAUUCACUUCAUUAUCUUUUAACAUUGAAGGGGUGUGAAGAGCUGCUGUCACUUGCGAGGGGACAGUUCUCUCCCGCCAUGAAAGACACUUUGCUCCUGGCUACUCAGAUGCCGUCCCUGACAGCCCCACGCACUGUGGACAAAUGUCCAAGUGCUUGGAUUUCUGUACUCAGUGAACUGGUGCACUUUAUUAUAAACCUUUCGAAUGGGGAGAUUCAUAUUUGGCCCAAGGUAGGUUGGAUAAAUGAAUCCAUAGUCAGCAUUUUCCCAUUUGCUGUGAUUUAGCUCUUUUUUCUUUCUUUUUCUUUUCUAUGCUAGUAACCAAAUAGCUGUUCCUCAUAAGCUGUUAGCCAAUCGAUUUAAAUUGCUAGAGCUUUUUAAUACCCCUGAAGUCAACCCCAGUUCACUGUCUGCCUUCCCUCUGAGAGACUCCCUUCUAGUGGCUGAAUUAGGAAGAGAGAGCUUUUUAAGGUGACUAGAUAGGUAUUCUUUGGAAGCUUCUAGAAAGAGUAAAAACCGAAUUUUCUUAUUUUUGACUCAUCAGCCAACAUAUACCUACAGAGUUCACGAAAAAAGGUCACUGGUCACUUUUGUUUCUUUUGGCAAUUUGCUGAGAAGAAAUGGGAAAUUUAAUAGCUAUUCCGCAUUUUCUGCUGUUAAGUUCAACUGCUGAACUUCUAAUUCUGUUACAAAGGAUAUCUUGGAUUUUUAAUGUUUCUUUAUGUAAAUAGGAUAAAGUUGUACCUGGACAUAUCUAUCCUAUUAACCUUAAGAUCCCUAAAUAAAUCAGUGUGAUAAAGGGCUGAAUUUGGGGGCAUCAUUAAAAUUCUCAAACCUUUCAUAUAA